GAAAGGAAUUAGCGUUGCCAAAGGAGCGAUCGAUCAGGCUCCACAGACGCUGCCCAGCCCGCAGUUUCCUUCCUUGUGCCCAGCCCCAUGGUCACUGCCAUCCAUCGAUCGACACGUUGCGGGUGUUGGGGCCGGCACACCCGGGGCCGCGUCGUCGCUUUCCAUCGCUGGCUCGCAGCUGCUCUUAAACCGCUCCACGAGCGUGGCCGUUCUGCCCCGCCAUUGCUCUCCUCUCUCCAGCUCGAACCCGUCAAGCUAGCAAGCAAUCGGAGCAGUGAGGACAUGGACGGCAAGAAGAUCCCAGGUUCUGUCAGGCUGGCCUGCGGAUGGGCGCUCCUCAACGCCUGCGCCAUCGCCUUGGGCCACUACCAACUCCCCUGCCAGGCCACGUCCGUUCUGCGGUACCGGUGCGAUGAGUUGACGGACACCAAGGCCGCCUACUUCAGCGCCCUCUGGAUCACAACUCUGUGCUGCGCUGGAUCCCAGGCAACCGCGGCGGCGCUGUUGCUGCUGCUCCCACGCCGCCCCCGCUGUGUACACCGUGUACUGGCCUACGCCUACCUCACGGUCGCGGUCGCCUGCGGCGCCGGCCACUGCAUGUACAACGGCGCCAUCCUCAUCCUCCGCCCUGCAGGAGUCUACUUCGCCGUCGUCAGGAUCCUGUUCAUGGUGGGCGACAUCAUCUGGACCACAGCUCUCUGCCUGGAAGGUAAUUCAGUGUGCCCGAGAUGCCGGAAUGAGGCGGGUCAUCUUCGAAACUGAUGCUACAAAUUUAAAGGAUGGCCUGUGUAGCAAGCAAUGCAUAUGAUCUCUCACAGCAAGGUACUAUCUUUAGGGAGGCCAAGUAUAUGCUGUUUACUGGUUUGAUCGAGUACAAAGUUGUAUCCCGUGUCCAAGAAUGUAAUCGUGUUGCUCAUACAUUAGCGGGUCAUGGUGCGUCUAUGGAACCUGAUGCUCAUUUGUUGUGGCAUGGUACGGUUCUAGACUUUGUAAUCUCUGAUGUAGCCAGAGAGUAUGCACGCACUAUGCUGCGAGGAGAGGACAGAUCGAGUGCCGUAUGUGUGUGUGAAUCUACUAGUGUCCGAUUUAUGUUCAUGAAUCAGCUCAUAUGUUGUUUCUCGUGUU
Molecule: messenger RNA, 1125 nt
Organism: Triticum aestivum (bread wheat)
Lineage: Eukaryota; Viridiplantae; Streptophyta; Magnoliopsida; Poales; Poaceae
Exons: 4
Coding region: 88-762 (224 amino acids)
Source: RefSeq, a predicted model, not a curated record